Astrephomene gubernaculifera is the source of this 1899-nucleotide messenger RNA. Lineage: Eukaryota; Viridiplantae; Chlorophyta; Chlorophyceae; Chlamydomonadales; Astrephomenaceae. The record is from the annotation of a GenBank genome assembly.
GUGAAUGUGAACAAGCGUUUCCCCUUGUAGAUAUGUGGCCUACCUUUAUUGGCAGCAAGCUUCCUUCGGAAAUCGGAAUACAACAAUAACCAACUAUAUCCCUGACCCUUUGCUUCUUCACGUUGUUUGGUAUAUACCUUUGAGGAUUUCUUUGCCCUUUGGUUCACUUUCACCUCACCUUGAUAGCUGACGGCCUUUGGCCUUCGAAGCUUCUGCUGGAAGUAUGGGACGAAUAACAGAACGACUUAUUCGCCAGAGGGCGGAGCACAAUGAAGGCAUGGUGUCGACCCUGGAGGAGGUGGCACUGCACCAACAGAACAUCGAAAAGAUUGAAGUGAUCGGGCACUUAUGCCCCAAGCUGAAGAUCCUAUACCUGCAAAACAAUUUAAUUGGCAAGAUCCAGAACCUGCACAAGCUCAAGGACCUGGAGUACCUGAACCUGGCGGUCAACAAUGUGACCAAGAUCCAGAACCUGCAGCGCUGCGAGUCGCUCCGCAAGCUGGACCUCACCAUCAACUUCGUGGGCAAGGCGGGGCUGCUCAGUGUGGCCAGCCUGGCAGCGAACAUACACCUGGAGGAGCUGUACCUGCUGGGCAACCCCUGCAGCGACUGGCCCGGCUACCGGCAGUACGUGGUGGCGCAGCUGCCGCAGCUGAAAAAGCUGGACGGUCAGGCCAUCAAGCCCUCCGAACGCAUCUCCGCCCAGCAGGCGCUGCCCUCCCUGCACGCCGCCCUGCUGGCAGAGCUGGCGGCGGAGGGGGUGGACGUGGGCGCGGCGGGCGAGGUGGAGGACGACAGCCUGCUGUACGACGAGGCCGGCGGGGUGGUGGCGGAGGUGCCGGAGACGGGCUGGGUGGACGAGGCGGGGGAGCUGGUGCGGCCCUGGUGCCCCGCCACCCGCAUCCUGGAGCACCGGGAGACGGAGGCCGCCAACCGAGCAGCAGAGGAAAAGAAGCGAGCAGCAUCCGCCACCUCCACCACCCCCGCCACGGUAGACCCCCAGGACCCCCAGCAGCAGCAGCCCCCUGCCUCCUCCGCAGCAGCAGCAGCACCGCCCUCCUCCUCCUCCACCUCCACCUCCGGGGAGAGGCCCGGGCGGCGAGAGGGCUUUCCGGAGCUGAAGGACGGCGAGCGGGUAUACCAAAAGAACGAGGGCAGGUGGGAUUUCUCGCUGGAGGAGUCCCCCGACGGCCGCUGCCUGCAGCUGGAGGUGGGCCUGGGGCGCUACCUGGACACCUCGCUCAUCGCCACCGACCUGCAGCCCACCCUGGUGCGACUGCUGGUGAAGGGCAAGCUGCUGCAGCUGCUGCUGCCGUGCGAGGUGCGGCCGGACGCGGCGACGGCGCAGAGGAACAUGAGCAAUGGCCACCUGCUGCUCACCCUGCCCAAGGAGGACCCCGACCAGCCCAUCAUUGACGUGGCCAAGCUGCGGCCCAAGGUACCCGGUACGACAGGUACGGCAGCGCCUGCAAUGUUGUACGGCAACAAUAACAAUGUACGGCAGCAAGGGAACGGCUGCACGACAGCGUCAGCGGUCGGAGGAGGGUCGGCGGGUGGGAGAGGGGCAGGAGGGGGUGGAGGUGCGUCGAUUUACAACAUAGUGAAGACCCAUGGGUCAGAGGAGGGGGAUUUUGUGAUAAAGGAGGUUCGGAAGGCGGCGGUGACGGCGGUGUCUGGGGAUGAUGAGGACGGGGACGAUCCGCCGGAUCUGUAGUACACCAUCCGCCGCUUGUGGGUGUGUGCGGCGGGAUAUACCGGUAGGUAGGAAAGGAAAAAGGAAUGAAGCACUGUGUGGAUGGGUGAGGGGUGGACGUUCAUCGUUAUGGGGCGGGCGGCUGUGUCCGCUCUUUGCGGAUUUUGCGCCUAUAGCCCAAGCCAGUGACCCAUGGGACUUAGGGA